Messenger RNA from Erpetoichthys calabaricus (reedfish), 10574 nucleotides. Its product is annotated as putative thiamine transporter SLC35F3. Gene Ontology annotation, cellular component: membrane. The transcript has 9 exons. Bases 436 to 1905 code for a protein of 489 amino acids. Lineage: Eukaryota; Metazoa; Chordata; Cladistia; Polypteriformes; Polypteridae. The record is from RefSeq and is a predicted model, not a curated record.
UCUUUUUUCUGUUGGAUCCUCGAUGAACACUACUGUAUAUCUGUCUAGGAUUCAGUUAUCCUUCUGCCUCUGCACAGUUGCUACAUUAUGCACUUUAUUCAUUUCCAAUUUCUUUUUUCUUUCCUCCAGUAUUUUUAUACUAUUUUUAAUUCUGUUUUUCUGCUCCUCUCCCUUUCUCUCGUGCCUCUUUUUUCUUACUCUGUUUCUUAAGAUAUCAGGUUUUUUUUCUUCUUCUUCUGUGUAAUAAUACUGCAUUGAUCUCCCCAAAAUCCUGGACUGGCCCUCAGCUCAGGGAAUGCUGCCACAUUGAAAAGGAACUUCAAGAGAAGCCUCUACUCUCUGCACUUCUGUAAAAUAUCGAAGGUUGUUGGGAUUUUUUUUUUUAGUUGUUGUUUUUGCUACUUUCUGUUUUUGGAAGGGACUACACUUCUCUGUAUGGGGAUUUGGGAAUUCUCUACCUCUCCCAAAGGAAAACAGAUAGAAAGGCUCGGCAUGAGACGGCUGUCAGAUCACAGCCCACGAAGACUCUCUGACAUCAGCUCACAGUUACGUCAGCUUCGGUAUCUAACUGUUGAGGAUCCCAUCAAGGAAGAGCUGAAAUCUUCUCGUUCUUUUCUAGAUGUCAACAGUGCACUCAAUGAUUUAUCUACUGUAGAGGUGCGCAUCCUCCGAAUUACAGGGUAUUAUCGUCAUAGCCCCUGGAGUCCAGAUGCUCUUGACUUCCAGCGGGAGAAGCGCACACAGUCCAUCUCCUUGACGACAGCUGAAGAAUCAGAAAGUAGCGAGAAUCCUUCAAAGCAAUGCUGCCAUCGGUGCCCUCUAGUGGUCCUGAGGAAGCUGGCGUGUGGUGUGGCACUGGCUUGCAGUGUGGCUGUCUCCUGGGCAGGGACCACUCAUACUGCUAAGAUGACCCUCACCAGCAUCAAUGCUCCAUUUUUUUUGACCUGGUUUGCUACCACGUGGAAUGUUUUCUUUUUUCCUUUAUAUUAUUUGGGGCAUAUAUGCAAGUCUAAAAAGAGACAGACUCCUCUUAAAAGAUUCAGAGAAUGCAGCCAAUUUCUCGGUGAGGACGGUUUCACCUUACGUGUAUUCUGGAGGCGCACAGCUCCUUUCUGUCUCUUAUGGGUCCUCACCAAUUACUUCUACUUACUUGCAUUGUGGCGUAUCAGCCCAAGUGAUGCCAGUGCCAUAUUCUGUUGUAAUAAGGCAUUUGUCUUCCUUCUGUCCUGGAUUAUCCUUAAGGACCGUUUCAUGGGUGUACGGAUAGUGGCAGCCAUACUGUCCAUCACUGGGAUUGUAAUGAUGGCUUAUGCUGAUGGCUUUCACAGUGAUUCAAUCAUUGGGGUGGCACUUGCUGUGGGCUCAGCUUCCAGCUCUGCUCUCUAUAAGGUAUUAUUUAGGCUCUUAGUGGGAGAUGUGAAAUUUGGGGAAGCAGCCGUUUUCCUCACUACACUUGGUGUUUUUAACAUCCUGCUCCUGUCAUGGAUUUGCGUCAUCUUGUAUAUCACAAAGGUGGAAUAUUGGCCUUCCGUCCAAGAUAUCCCCUGGGAACAACUCUGUAGCCUUGCUGCUCUAUUACUAGCUUUUAACUUGCUGGUAAACUUUGGAAUUGCACUAACCUACCCCACCCUUAUAUCUGUGGGCGUCUUUCUGAGUGUGCCAGUCAAUUCAGCUGUAGACUUGUGCCUACAAACAACGGAAGAGUUCAGCAAAGUCCGUCUUGCUGCAACUGGAAUUAUUGGACUAGGAUUCCUGCUUUUGCUGCUGCCUGAGGAGUGGGAUGAGACCGCCCUUCGUUGCAUUGAGAGGAUUAAGAGAGACAGACAACAAGAGGAGAGUCCAGAAGAUGGGGACGAGAGUGGAGUGGUGACGCGAGGCAAAAGCAAAAUGGCAGUCCUAACUUGAGAGUUUAGUGCAAUUGUGAAUGCUUCCAUCAACAAAUCUUCCCUGGGAAUGAAGCCUGCUUCCAGCUUUAUUACCUUGGUGCCUGAUCCUGAAUGCUAGCAGAAGAAUGCAUUUUCCUCCCUUGGUGGAAUAGUUUGGCUAGUCAGUAAAUGCUCAAAUCUUUCAAAGUUGGCGGCUGAUGCUGAGAGGCCUUGAAUAAUUGUGGCUUUACCUCCGUCUUAAAUUGGACAGACAAACAGCAUCUUUCUUUUGAUCUUGACAACCUUGCAAAUAAUUUUGGUUGCAUAGUCUUAUCAUCUCAUCAUGUCCUAUCCUAGAAGCUUGAAGAUUUAUAAUCUAACAGUUUGCUCUUUAAAGCUCUCUCAUAUGACAACAAGGCAGACAUAUGAGGAAAAAGUGUGGACUUUCAGCAUGUGUAAAGACUGCUGUUUCAAAAUCAAAAAUCCCAAAACAAAGUUUAUUUAUUGGCAUACAUUGCUUUACAGAUGUUCUGACUGUAGCAUAACUAACAUCUGUGUUCUGGUUAGAAGGCCAGAAAACAGAAGAGACUAAAAUUUAAACUUUAAAAAAACCCUGCAAGACUCUGCCACCUGCAUCUUCUUUUAAUCUGGGAGAGCUGGGAUCACAAUGACGAAUGUUUUGCGAACUUGAAUGUAUGAACACCAAUACCAAAAAGAAAAUUUCUGGAUCUUGAUCUUCAAGAAGUUCAAAUUUUAAAAUCUAUGAGCAAGAAAGGACUUUCCUCCUAGCAUGACAAAACAGAUCUGAUGUAUGACAAGUCUAUAAAAUACACACAGGUAUUGAAUGUAAAGGGAGAAGAACUGACACAUUAUACAGACAUUAUUCUUUAUAACAGUUUUAUGCAAGCACGUAUACUUUUUUGUAAAAAAUAAAUCUAAAAUAUAUGACCAUCUGCCUGUCCAUUUCUUAAAAGAUAUUUUUUUGUGUUUGGCUUAAGUACCACUAGAAUAGAACGAGCUAGAGGAACCAAAUACUCUGGAAAGUGUAUUUGGUUGAUCCAGAAUCUACAGCUCUGAAAGAACAACCAUGACGGAUGUUAGUACAGUGUGAGAGAACAUCGAGACCACAACUCCAUUCUUAGUUAGUGAAUGUCGUAUCCAAACUGGGGCUGAUAAUUCCUUUAUUAAAUUUUUAAUAUUUCAUACUUUCACUAAAAUUAUUCACUUUUCAAGGCCACAGAUUUCUUCUCAUGAAAAUAAUAUGAUAACACUAUAAUAACAAUUGAUUAUUGAUUACAAACACUGGUCUGCAAAAAAAAAAAAAAAAAAGCUUUUAGAUAUUCUUUACAGAAAAUAUAAAUUACACAUGUAAUUGUUUUAAAUAUGAUUAUUAUUUACAAAAAGAAAUGACUUGGUAAUUUUCCCUCUUGUAGUCCUCUGAAGGUGCUUCACGGUGGACCGACAGACGUCUGCUAACACAGUCUCACUCCACUUUCCACUAUAAUGUCUCUCUGUCUGAGAGAUGUCCUGGUGGGCCGUCUCCCUGGGUUCAUCAAAGGGCCCCCAUGUUCUCUUUUACCUGGUCAAGACAAUGGAUGGAUCAACCCAACCUUACACAUUUCUGUGAAAAACAUUUAAACUACAGCAUUAUCUCUUCUGGACAAUAAACAAUAAACAGGCAUCUUUCUAACCUUUUAAGUAUAAAUUCCUGGCUAUUGUAAAGGAAUAAGCCAAGAGAGAAAAAAAUGCUGAUCAAGAACCAAAAUUAUGUAGCAAAUACUGAUACUGUGAUACUCAACUAAUAUUAAGACUGACAUUUUUUCAGCUCAAAAUAAACUUCAAAUAAUAUUCCAAGCAUGAAAGAUACUUAUUUUUAAAAAAAACUCAACAAUUAUUUUCUAAAUGGUGUUUUUCAAUAAAUCCUAAAUCUUGCAGAAAUCUUACAGAAACAGCACAUCUAAAUGAUUUUUUUUUGUGCAGACCAGUAAAACUUAAAAAUUUUAACUAGAACUGAAGACUGAAUUACUUCAAUUUCAAUAGUUUUGCAAAAAAAUUAAUCUUACAAGUUAUAUUCAAUUAAAAAAGCAUCACAUUGAAAUUACCCAGCUAUUGUUUUUCACUUUUUUAUGUAUUUACAAACUUUCCGUUAUUGUAAAAUGCAUGUGUAUUAAGACUUGAAAUGUGGGGAGAGGAUGCCUAUUUUAUCUAUCCCAUUUAGUUAAAUUAAUAUUAGACAAGGACAUUUUCUGUAAUUUUCUUGUGAAUACCAUGUGAAAAAAAACAAAAACAGGGAAAGAGCCAAUGUCUGUAUUUUCAAGGCUGUAUAAAAAAACAAGAGAACUGGAUAAUGUCAUGCAAAAAGAAGAAUUUAAAGAAAGGGGAUAACAUUUUAAAUUCUACUACUUCAAAUAUAAAGAAGAUUAGGUUGCAUAAUUUAUUCAGUUUGUAUAUGUCUGUGUUAUUACAAUCUGAAAUAUAUCCCAGGAUGGACAAAAUUUCUUAAUGUCAGGCAUUAACAAACACAUAAUUUUAUGUUUCCAGUUUCAAUUUUAUUUCUAGCUGUUCCAGUUAAGUUUUUUUUUAAUAAAUGCUAAAAUUCUAUCUUGUUAAAUUAAAAAAUAAAUGGACUUUAGAGUAUUGUGCAUGAGCAUUUUAUUCUUGGCUCAUGAAAGAGUCCUGCAUGUUUGCUUGCCAAAGGUCCACAAUCUAUUUAGAGACUUUAAAUAUUGAUGAUUGACUCUUUAACCAGUAAGUCCUGACCUGAUGGAUCGCACUGCAGAUAAGCAAACCAAAAGCAAUAUCUCUGUGAAGUUUUACCAGGUUGCAACACGCUACUUUAGAAAGACAUAUGUGUCACUAACAGACUGGCAUGUUUGCCAAGCUAUUUGCUUCCAAAGCACUUUUUGUUAGAUAGAGAGGAGUCUUCUUAACUAGCAUAACCUUAAAAAAGAUUUCAGAUAAUUAUCUCCCAGGCUUUUUUAUGAUUUUAAAAUGUAUUUUACUGUAAAGCUCUAAUAUAAUGAUUGCAAUACAAGUCUUUUUAUUGUCAUAUUAAACCAAAUUGUUGUAUUAAUAGGCAUGUACAUAAUUUGUAAAUAUCUUUUACAAUAAAACUUUACUGACAUUUUGUAUAUGAUCACCUUUCUUCAUCCAUAUUUAUAUACUUUUUCAAGCAAUCAAAUCUUUCUUUUCCCUGGAUGGAUAUAUGACAAGCCAAUCUAACAUGUAAAAAUACUAGAAAUUAAAUCAUUUUAAACAGAAUUAUAAAAAAGUUAUAAAGCAUACAAGAAUUCCAGGAUUCCAGUUAUUGAGCAGGGGUGCAGAGAUCAGAGCUGCUUCCUCAAGACUCCAGAGGACUGGGUUUGAAUCCCGGCCUGUACACCAUUUGAGCUGGAUUUUGCAUUUAUCAAGUGUCCUAAUGGGAAAGACGUACAGGUCAGGUUGUUUGUUGACUCUAAUUUGACCCAGUAUGAAUAAUGUGGAUGCGUAUAUGAAUUUGCCCUGCAAUGGACAGUGUCCGAUCCAGGCCUGUCUUCUACCUUACACCAAGAAGUACCAGGAUGGAUUCAGAAUCCCCUGACCAUUUAAUGAAAAAAAAAUUUGUCCAACAGAACUGUAGAUACAGCACUCUGUCCAUGAAAAAAAUCAAAAAUCUCCAGGAAUUCAAAAGCUGCUUCCCUCUGGUGACUCUAACAUUAUCAGGACUUGAUGACAAAAUGGAAACAUUAAAAGAACAUUAAUUAUUUUCAGGGCCUCAGAGAUAGGAUUUAGCCAUUAAUUGGGUGCAGGCUAUAAAGCAUGUUUUAAUUUAAAUAUACUAGGGGGCUCUGUCCCCUGCUCACUUUGCUCGCCAACUCCUGGGUGGGCGCUAUGUGCUAGCCACUUUGCGGCUCUGUCGCUCGCGUAUGGGGAAGCAGAUGUACAAUUCAAACAGAUUGUUAUUUUCAUGGGAAUUGUUACAUAUGCAUAAUAGAACUAACUAUUGUACAUUACGGCGGGUAAUUAACCAUAGUAAAAAAUAGUAAAAUGUAAUAAAUUGAAAUAAAAUUAUGUUUCAUGUUAUGUUAGAGAUAUUCGUUGCAUUAUACGUUUUUGUUCUGUUUGGCUUUGAAAUUAACACGGAAACACUUUUUAAACAUACACAUUUACUGUAAAAUUUCUGUAAAAACAAUAUUUGGAAUUAACUUUUCUUCAAUAUUGCAUUGAAUUUUGAUUCUGUAUUUGGACUUACAUCUUGACAACACAACAUAUAACUGCCCGUGAGUGAAUAUCGUUUGUUUCUCUCUAAUAAAUAAACCGACUUUUUUGAAUGUUUGUCUCUGCAAUUUGUUACUUGUCAUAGCAAAAGCUAUUCUAACGUGAAAUUGCAAAUGUUUUAAUGCAAAUGGCAUAUCAAGAUGUCCUUUAGUGUCUAAUGUUAUCCGCAGAAUAUGUACUACAUUACCUUUCUUGUGGCCUGUUAAAAUUUUACAUGUUAGUCUAUUGUCAUAGUCUAUUGAUACACAUUUAACCAAUAUGCCAUGUAACCGAUCGACAAUGUUCGCAUUAAUUCAUUUGACUUCAUCGUUUCUUGGUGCUAGGAUUGCCCGUGUACUAAUUUCUUCUGUUGAUAACCCUUCAGGAUAAAAUUCCUCAAUAAGAUUUGGACAUAUUAAGUCUUUUUUUAUUGGGAUCUUAAAGUGAGGAAAACAUAAAAAUGUAUAAGAGCUGAGAGCGCAAAAACUGUGUCUGACAAAAGCAUUCACACAAAUGAGACGUGAGAGGACCGUGGGCGUGGACCGGUAACCAGAAAUGGAUUUAGAGGAGGGUGGAACCCACUUGAAAAAGUCUCUUGGCAAUAGUCUUCUCUCAAGAUUUUCUUUUAUAAUAGAGAGAUUACCAAUGGUGUUACAGAUAUAAUUAAAAAAGCAACUUAAAAUCCCAAUCAAAUGCAAUUAAGCAAAAAAAAGUAGGCUAUUGAAGUGAGAUAUCAUUCAUGACACCAAAAGACAUUGUUUCAUUUGCUUUCUUCUUGGUGUCCUCUAUUGCUGUAAAUAUUUUCAUUCACUGUUUUCAGAUCUUCAGUCAAAGUAUAAUAUUAGAUAAAGGGUACCUGAGUGAACACAUUUUUACUUCUCUUUAUAAUUUAUUUUAUUUAUCCUAACAAGAAAACUAGUCAGCACAAAUUGUCACUGUGUGUGAAAGUAAUUGUCCUCCACUGAAAUCAACCAAAUUGAAGAGUUAAUACAAGUCAGCUGAUUGCACACAGCUAGGCUUCAUUACAGCCAGCCCUUCUCAAUAUGAACCUCACUUACUUUGACCCUCACUAACAAUGUACAUUGUCCAGCACAAAGAUUCAACAAUUUCAUAAAUUCUUUAACAGGUCACAAAAAAAAAUUGUUGAUAUCUCUCAGUCUGAAAAAGGCAACAGAGCCUGAGUGUGAAAAAGGCACUUCUAAGUGCACGUCUACAUUUCUAAGGUAAUGUUACUUCACUGACCCACAGUGGCAGCCAUAUUCUCCAAAUGGAAAAGAACAUGGAAGAGUAGUGAGUUUUCCCAGGAGUGCCAAACACAACUCCAGUUGUGCAGCACAACAUUCAGGAAAUCACAAGGGGUUGUAAAAUCAUCUAAAGAACUUCAGGCAUCUCUUCCCUGAAAGCUACUUUGCAAAAAUUAACCCCAUUACAGAGUAGCAAAGCAGAGAUUGCAACUACCAAAAAGAUCAUACAGUAAAUGCUCAUCUCUCAAUUGCCAGUAAAUGUAUGAUCCAAAUUUUCCUCAAGCCUUUUAGAAAAAUGUUUUAUGGAAACAUAAGAGAGCAGUCCAAAUCUCCUAUGUCUCACAUGAAUAAAACCCAGCAUUCUGCAAUAAGGACAUCAUACCAAUCGUAAAAACAUGGUGGUAGUAAUGUGAUAUUAUACAAUGCUUUUCUGCAUUACAACCUGGACCACAUCUCUAGAUGAUGUAAUAAUGAAUUCUGCUCCAUUAUAUGAAAUUAUUAAAAUCAAAGUUCAAUUACCCAUCAAUGUGCUGAAGCUCAAGUCUAGUUGUGUCAUGCAGCAAGACAAUGACUCAAAACACAAAAAGAAAGUCCAUACAAUAAUGGAUAAAAAUAAACAAAUUAAAUGUUUUUGACUAGGCAGGUUAACCUGCAGACUUACAGAAAGUGGAUAUGCUGUUGUACUUAAUUGAGCAGUUCCUGCAGUGUUUCUAAAUAAAAGUAGCUUUGCAAAGAAAAGUUGGAUAAAAUUAAUCCAAAAUGUUAAGAAAGACUGAUUGGUGUGUGGGUGUGUGUGUGUGUGCCCUGAGGUGGGUUGGCACCGUGCCCAGGAUUUGUUUCCUGCCUUGCGCCCUGUGUUGGCUGGGAUUGGCUCCAGCAGACCCCCGUGACCCUGUGUUAGGAUAUAGCGGGUUGGAUAAUGGAUGGAUGGACUGAUACUGAAUUAAAGAAAGUGUUUGGAUGGAUUCAUUGAAGCUAAAGGUGGUACAUCCUGUUAGAAAGUGUAAUGAGAUAUUUCUUUGCCACAUAGUGCUACUUGGUAUAGUAUAACUUUGUUUAGUCAAUAAAUACCAUAAUAAAGAAAACAUAUCUUAUUUGUUAACCCAGGUGUCUUUUAUCCAAUAUUAAACUUUCAUUGAAGACUAGUAAUGAGCAAACUCCACGGUGUUCCUUUUGUCUUUGGAGAAAUCACGGAAGUAUUCGAGAAGUAUUCGAGAAGUCAAUGAGGACGGACAAAAAAAACUAGAUUUGACUAAAUUAUAAUGGUGCAAUCAUCUUUAAAGUGUCCCUGAUGGCUAGGGAAACAUCUGCCAACUGUACUGGAUCAAUUACUGUGGCCAAAAAGGUGACCUGACCUGCCAACCACUGCACCACUGUGCUUCCAUGAGAUCAAAGAAGAAAAACACAGUCAGAGACAGCAAACGUAUAUUUUGUUAAAACAAAGCAGAAAUACAGAAAUCAUAGUCAAAAGUCAGAAAAAAUACAUAUGUCGUUUUAUGUUGAUUUAUGUGAAAAAGUAUUGCUUUGUGUGCUUUUUAGAAAACAGCCCGGCAGCAGUUCACCACCCCUGCCCCUUGCACUGCCACUGCCACAGCAGUGCACAGGGCAAUGCACGCAGCAACAGACAUUUUAUGUUGAUUUAUGUGAGAAACUAUUGCUUUGGGUACUUUUCAGAAAACUGAGAUUUUUGGAAAAAUAUUCAGCCCUGGGAGAAGUGUGAAAAAAAUCAGCCCUUAAAGAAUUAAAGGCAGAAAAUUCAAAGUGGCAUGUCAUGAUUGAAGCUGCAGGCUCUCCAAACUGUCUGUGUUGAUGCUUUGUACUUUUUCUUCUAUCAAAACGAUAAAAAUAUCUAAUUAAUAGUAACAAAUGUUUAAUUAUUAUUGUUAUUGCAUAGAGUCUCCUGUGUUUGGUUGGCAUCAGACUCUUUCAUUUUUUAUUUUCAUUCUCCACGUGGCUAAUUAUGUGUGCAGACAGAACAAGUUAUUUAUAUAUGUAUGAACUUGAAUUAUUUACUUAUCUGUUAAGCUCCUUAAAUUCAGUUCACCAACUGUACACAAUAUUAAUGUGUCUUUAUGGCUUUACAUUUUAUAGCAUUUAUUUUUAGGAAAAUAGAAAAAAACUGGUAUGAAUACUAAUUCUAUAGUAGUUCACCAGCUGUCUUAGCACAUUUCUCUGCUAACCCAGAGUUUCUCUCAGUGUUCCAAUCUGCAGUGUGUCAGUCAGUAGGCUAUCAGUACUAACUGUGAGCAUGAUGGUGUGCUCUUCAUAGUACCAACCAAUGCACGACCAUGCCUUCGUGAGAUCAAAGGAGAAAGAACAUAGUGAGAGACGCACAAGCUUUGUAACCAGUCUGUAAAGCAAAUGAUCAGCAUUACAUACACUGAGAGUCAUCCAGUGUUGGCUGUUACAGCUCUGGGGGGUGUCAUGCUGACCUCGCAAAGCAUUAUGGGACGCUGAAGAAAAAGUUCUCCUAAACCGGAUGAAUUAUCGUUAAAUAAUUUGCGGAACAAGGGUGAAUGUGAAAUCAGCAAAUUCACUGUGAAUAAAGCUUUGGCGAAAUUUGCUGAUCAACACUUUUGAAAGUUCAGCAUUAAAAUUCUGUAAUAAUGGAGGAAAUCAGGGAGAGGACAAAUACUUUUUCACUGAUUUGUAUAUUGCUGAUACCUGCUUGAACCAAUUCUGUUUUAUAAAUGACAAUUUGUAGCGUUUAUCAGAGUUACUUAUGCAUGGACACCAGAAACAGAUUUAAAUCAGAAAUGGUAGCAAAAUAAAACUUAUUUUUAAAAUAAAAACAAAUCCAUCUAAUUCAGUACAGCAUUUUCUGUAAUAAAUUUUGUUUUUCAUUAUUGCUAUAAAACAAAUUUUAUAAAAUAUUCAGACAAGGCAGUUAAUUUAUCCAAAUAAGUUGAGAAGAAAACACUCUACCUGCAGUCUUAGAUGAGAUUGUGCUUUGCUUGGUACAAAAGUUUGUUGAUGACUGUGUCCUCCCAUCAGGUCCAAUGCAUUGCUGCUGCCUGAUGGGAAUCGUAGUCCCUGCAUCGGCGCUGGAUUUUUGACUGCCCACCGUCCUCCCAUUACUACCCAUUACUAUCCCUAUGCCUGUUAUGCCUUAUAGCCUAGAUUUAAAGUUGGACUAACAGCAACACACAUGCAAACUCAAACAUACAAUUUACAAUUUUAAAUAUAUAUACACUUAAAUGUAUUCAUAAAAAAAUCAAAAUACAGUUGC